AGGCCGGGGAAACUGGCCGUUUCAUGAAUUAUGCAGAAGCGGCGUGUCUCUGCCAGGCUAGGGCUGGGCGGGGAUUGGCUGGAGGGGCUGUAAUUCAGCGGUUUCCGGAGCUGCCGCGGCGUAGACGGGGAGGGGAGUCUGGGGUUCCGACGUCGCCGCGGAGCGAGCGAGCCCGAACCGGAUCCUUGACGAGCUGCCCUGCUCGGCGCUCUCUCUCGGUGUCUGCCAGGAGAGGCCCCGCGGCCUGAGGGAGCCCCGCGGCCCGCACCCCGGCGCAAGCGCAGCCCCGACCUAUCGGGCCUGAGCCCGAGAAACAGUUGGGACCCCGAUUGCCACAGGAUGGCCCAAUGGAAUCAGCUACAGCAGCUCGACACGCGGUACCUGGAGCAGCUUCAUCAGCUGUAUAGUGACAGCUUCCCGAUGGAGCUGCGGCAGUUUCUGGCCCCUUGGAUUGAGAGUCAAGACUGGGCAUAUGCGGCCAGCAAAGAAUCACAUGCGACUUUGGUGUUUCAUAAUCUCUUGGGUGAGAUUGACCAGCAGUACAGCCGUUUCCUACAGGAGUCAAAUGUUCUCUAUCAGCACAAUCUGCGGAGAAUCAAGCAGUUCCUACAGAGCAGAUAUCUGGAGAAGCCAAUGGAGAUUGCCCGAAUCGUGGCCCGGUGCCUGUGGGAAGAGACCCGCCUGCUCCAAACUGCAGCCACUGCAGCCCAGCAAGGGGGCCAGGCCAACCACCCCACAGCCGCCGUGGUGACGGAGAAGCAGCAGAUGCUGGAGCAGCACCUACAGGAUGUUCGGAAGCGAGUACAGGAUCUAGAACAGAAAAUGAAAGUGGUCGAGAAUCUCCAGGAUGACUUUGAUUUCAACUAUAAAACCCUCAAGAGUCAAGGAGACAUGCAGGAUCUGAAUGGGAACAACCAGUCAGUGACCAGGCAGAAGAUGCAGCAGCUGGAGCAGAUGCUCACCGCGCUGGACCAGAUGCGGCGCAACAUCGUGAGUGAGUUGGCGGGGCUGUUGUCAGCGAUGGAGUAUGUGCAGAAAAUGCUCACGGACGAAGAGCUGGCUGACUGGAAGAGGCGGCAGCAGAUUGCGUGCAUUGGAGGCCCUCCCAACAUCUGCCUAGAUCGCCUAGAAAACUGGAUAACCUCAUUAGCGGAAUCUCAACUUCAGACCCGCCAACAAAUUAAGAAACUGGAGGAGUUGCAGCAAAAAGUGUCCUACAAAGGGGAUCCCAUCGUACAGCACCGGCCAAUGCUGGAGGAGAGGAUUGUAGAGCUGUUUAGAAACUUAAUGAAAAGUGCCUUCGUGGUUGAGCGGCAGCCCUGCAUGCCCAUGCAUCCUGACCGGCCAUUAGUCAUCAAGACUGGAGUCCAGUUCACUACCAAAGUCAGAUUGCUGGUCAAAUUCCCUGAGUUAAAUUAUCAGCUUAAAAUUAAAGUGUGCAUUGACAAAGACUCCGGGGAUGUUGCAGCUCUCAGAGGAUCCCGGAAAUUUAACAUUCUGGGCACAAACACAAAAGUGAUGAACAUGGAAGAGUCUAACAACGGCAGCCUGUCUGCAGAAUUCAAACACCUGACCCUGAGAGAGCAAAGAUGUGGUAAUGGGGGCCGAGCCAAUUGUGACGCCUCCCUGAUUGUCACCGAGGAGCUGCACCUGAUCACCUUUGAGACUGAGGUGUAUCACCAAGGCCUCAAGAUUGACCUUGAGACCCAUUCCUUGCCAGUUGUGGUGAUCUCCAACAUCUGUCAGAUGCCAAAUGCCUGGGCAUCAAUCCUGUGGUAUAACAUGCUGACCAACAACCCCAAGAACGUGAACUUUUUCACCAAGCCCCCGAUUGGCACCUGGGAUCAAGUGGCCGAGGUGCUGAGCUGGCAGUUCUCCUCCACCACAAAGCGAGGGCUGAGCAUCGAGCAGUUGACUACGCUGGCAGAGAAACUCUUAGGACCUGGUGUGAACUAUUCAGGGUGUCAGAUUACGUGGGCUAAAUUUUGCAAAGAAAACAUGGCUGGCAAAGGCUUCUCCUUCUGGGUUUGGCUAGACAAUAUCAUUGACCUUGUGAAAAAGUACAUCCUGGCUCUUUGGAAUGAAGGGUACAUAAUGGGUUUUAUCAGUAAGGAGCGGGAGCGGGCCAUCUUGAGCACCAAGCCCCCAGGCACCUUUCUGCUACGAUUCAGUGAAAGCAGCAAAGAAGGAGGUGUCACCUUCACUUGGGUGGAGAAGGACAUCAGCGGUAAGACCCAGAUCCAGUCAGUGGAACCAUAUACCAAGCAGCAGCUGAACAACAUGUCAUUUGCUGAAAUCAUCAUGGGCUAUAAGAUCAUGGAUGCUACCAACAUCCUGGUGUCUCCGCUGGUCUAUCUCUACCCCGACAUUCCUAAGGAGGAGGCGUUUGGAAAGUACUGUCGACCGGAGAGCCAGGAGCAUCCUGAAGCUGACCCAGGUAGUGCUGCCCCAUACCUGAAGACCAAGUUCAUCUGUGUGACACCAACGACGUGCAGCAAUACCAUUGACCUGCCGAUGUCCCCCCGCACUUUAGAUUCAUUGAUGCAGUUUGGAAAUAAUGGUGAAGGUGCUGAGCCCUCAGCAGGAGGGCAGUUCGAGUCCCUCACGUUCGACAUGGAGUUGACCUCGGAGUGCGCUACCUCCCCGAUGUGAGGAGCGGCGGGCUGAGGCUGCAGAGAGCGAGGACAGAGGCACCUACCUGUGUUCUACCACCCCUCACACAGCCAACCCCCAGAUCGUCUGAGACUCCUCUCACUUUGUGCUUCCAGAUUUUUUUUUAAUCUCCUACUUCUGCUAUCUUUGAGCAAUCUGGGCACUUUUAAAAAUAGAGAAAUGCGUGAACGUGGGUGAUAACGCUUUUACCUAAAUGCAAAUAAGAAUGUGUUCUCUGACACUGUGACCGGGGGAUGUGGAAGGGGUGGCAAGAGGGAGAAAAAGGAAAUGUUCUGGUCUUUUCUGGCUCCCCGGCCCUCCUUUCUCAGCAGCUCGUGUUGUCCUUAGACAAGUGCCUCCUGGUGCCCGCGCAUCCCUCUGCCUAUCUCUGUAAGCUCACACCACAGGCUGCCUCUAGCUACAUUCCUCCUGGCAUUGCACUUUUAACCCUGCUAACAACCAAAUAGAAGAUAGGACUUUCACAGCCCCUAAGUUUCUUUUUAAAUUUAAAAAAAAAUUAAAGGGCAAAAAACACUGUAUUGGCAUAACCUUUUCUGUAUUUAAGACAACUCAGUCAGUAGCCUUCUUGGUGCUUUAAGCAUUCAGCUUUCUUCAGGCUGAUAAUUUAUAGAAAUCCUAAAAUGGGCUUCAGAUCCAACCCUUAAAAGACAUCUGAAGCUGUGGCUUGGCCUUUGGUUAUGAAAUAGGAAGGUUGAAGGACAACCUAAACAUCCUAGACAUUUUUUAAUAAACAAAGUUUUUAUUUUCCCCUUUAAUGUGUUGGCCUAUUAGUAGGUAAGGCUGGGCAGAGGAGUGCUUACCACCUGUCCCCCCUCUCCCCCCCCUCCCCGUCUCCCUGGACUUCUCCUGUUCCAGAGCCUGGGUUGUUCCUGUGGGUGCCUUAUAAGGGAUGGGGUGAUCUUUCCUCCCUGUCCACCUGACCCCCCCUUGUGUAGGGCUCCUUUCAGUGUCUAAAGGUCCCUUGUCCUGUUUGCUUUGAGAAUCCUGGAAUAAGAAGGCGAGAGUUACAGGUGGAACACAACAGACUGUUGGGGCCCCAGCCAAGGGUCUAGUUGAGCUCAGGGAAUACGGUUCUUAUCCCGGUUUCUUGGUGAUUUCCCGCGGCACCUCUAAUCACUUCUUCACUUGGUUAAGCCGGGGGCAAAAGGCUUACUGAUAAACUCGAGGUCUAUCCCUUGUGUGAGGGAGUGUACACCCUGGCCUCCUCCCCCACCCCCCGUGCUGGUGACUAUCUCCUCCCCAUGGGGGCCUCACCCAUGAGGCAGAACAACUCCCAUUUACUGUGCGUCUCAGAACGCUUCGUGGUCUCCAGUAUUUGGGCCUCGUCUGACCCAGAGGCCUGACUAGAUCGGGUGGUCCAGGACCACCUGAUCUCAGUUGGUCAGAGUUUCUGUGGUGUGCUGUUUGUUUUACCCGUACUCACCAGGUUCAGAAUUAAGGGGAUGAAGACAUUCUCUCCAAGACGGACAGGGGUUGCGCUUGGCCAUCCCUGUCCUUCCCUAGAACUGGUUGGCAGGUAGUACAGAGCUCGCCCUCCUCUAGCAACACUCUUCACUUCAUAAUAAGCUUAACUCAGAAACUGAGAGAAGAUUUAGAUCAGAGGCACCUGGGGCAAGGAUCCAGGCUUCUAGGGCGCAGACACUGAAAAGCUGGUGACUUCGAGGUAGCACGUGUAUCUGGUUUUAACUCUGAUUGUAGCGGAAGUUCUGAGAGGAGCCGAGACUUGUUCUAGCCCCUGCCUUCAAGAGCCGAGCCCUCCGGGACCUGCCCGCUUUCUCUCCACUGUCUCCCCCUGCCCGUCCCCAGCCCAGCUGAGGGGUUCCCAUAGAUGGCUCGACCUACCUGCACAGCGGUUUGUAUGCUGCUGUCCUGGUCACCGCAUCAAAUUCCAAUGUAUACUUCAUAGUGUAAAAAUUUAUAUUAUUGUGGGGUUUUGGUUUUCGGUUUUGUUUUUGUAUAUUGCUGUAUCUACUUUAACUUCCAGAAAUAAAAGUUAUAUAGGAACCGUC
Molecule: messenger RNA, 4682 nt
Organism: Mirounga angustirostris (Northern elephant seal)
Lineage: Eukaryota; Metazoa; Chordata; Mammalia; Carnivora; Phocidae
Gene: STAT3
Product: signal transducer and activator of transcription 3
Exons: 24
Coding region: 340-2652 (770 amino acids)
Biological process (GO): growth hormone receptor signaling pathway via JAK-STAT; leptin-mediated signaling pathway; regulation of transcription by RNA polymerase II
Molecular function (GO): RNA polymerase II cis-regulatory region sequence-specific DNA binding; DNA-binding transcription factor activity, RNA polymerase II-specific
Source: RefSeq, a predicted model, not a curated record